Molecule: messenger RNA, 873 nt
Organism: Cetraspora pellucida
Lineage: Eukaryota; Fungi; Glomeromycota; Glomeromycetes; Diversisporales; Gigasporaceae
Source: the annotation of a GenBank genome assembly
AUGGCAUACAAUACAAGAUAUCUUCGUCCUCCUAGUUACCCUUCAUAUUCCUCUGACAAUGUGAAAUUAAAGGGAACUUAUGGCAAAGAGAAAUCAAAAGGCUCUUCUGGCAAGAACUUUUUAAACAAAAUCAUUAGUCAAAUUAAAGAAAAUAGCUUAAAGAAAAAAUUAAAAGCUAAACUUUCAAAAUUUACUGAUGAUAAAACUCAAUACUACGAUAACCCACAAGAUGAUGACUUAUAUGAUCAACCUCCUCCUUAUGACCAGAAUUAUAAUAAAGAUCAUACAACAAUUACGAUUACAGAAGAAUCUAUUUGGACUGAAUCUUUUUCAAUCAGAAAUGAUGCCACUGUUUUCAAUAUCAAGGAAAGAAUUAAUACACUUUGUAAUAUUGAGGUUGAUAAUCAAAUUAUCCUUCAUCAAGAUACUAUUCUAAAAAAUAACAAUCAAAAAGUUAAUGAAUUAAAUAUCAGCCCUGGAGAUGUCCUUUAUAUGAUUAGAAAGGCUAAAGUUACUCAAGGAACGGAUAAAGAACUUUAUACAAAUUCUCCUAAAAACUCCGAUGAAAGUGGUAAAAUAAAAGUCAUCCUUCCAACUCGUGAACUUGAAUUAAGUGUAUCUUCGAAUGAUACUGUUGCUGAUCUGGAACGUAUGAUUUUUGAAAAGGCAGGCAUGGAAAUAUCAAGGAAGACUGCAAUAAAUGGUCACUGUCUUGAUUAUUAUAAGAUACAUUUAAACCUUGUUUUUAAAAAUAAAGUUAUAAGCGGUUCUUAUCAGAAACUUUCAACUGAAGGCAUUAUUCCUUGUAGCCCUGGUGAAAAAUAUUCCGCUUUUAAUAUCUUAUUUGCUAUGAUAAAACUUGGUGGUGGUUAA